UUGCUGUAUGGAUGACGAAUGCUGCAAUCGAAAUGCUAAACUGUCGUUAAAUUGAGCAUCUUCUGUUUCGAGAGUAAUACAGGAUUAAAAGAGCUUUGCCUAAUGGAUUCCACAACAUCAUGACAACCCCGUAAUGGAAAAAGAAAACGUCAGCGAUCCACCAAAUAGUGCUGGAGGAUUUCCUAUAGAGAAAUCCGCAUCGAUGACCGUUCUAUCGCCGCAGGGAAAAACACAUCAAUAUCACUUGCAAACACACCAGCCACCGAGGGUGGCACAGCUGGAAACGCUGGAGGCAAAGAUGGCCAGCAUAGAAGUUUCACUGAGCACAGCCACACCGCGACGACGGAAGGGAACUUCGCUAGGUGGUGGUUCUCUCUCGGCUAGAUCUUCACCACGGCCGGAUGCAUCAACCGGUAGGGAAUUGCGAUCAGCGCUCCAGGAUCGAGAAGCAGUUAUCCAAAACCUGCGCUUGCAAUUAGGACUGGGGAAACUGCCGCGACCAGCUGGGCCAGCUUUCGAUGACGAAGAGCGUCCGGUAGCCGAGCAAAGGCUAACCAAAUUGCGCGCUGAUGCAGAAAAUAAAAAAUUAUCCAUUCGGAACCUUAAGGAAGCUCUAGAGAAGCUCGAUAUUACAGACAAUAUCGACAUACGUAUAAGGCAGGCAGAACUAGAAUAUGCGCUAGGACGCGAAGAACUGCAGUUGCUUUCCUUGGUGGAAGAAGCCCGUGCAUUGCAGGCACGUUUGGACAAAUCUAAACCUGAGUCCAAUACACUGUAUGGAAUGUUACAAUCUGGCACAAAUCUUACCUUACAUGCAAUUCAGGCAACUCCUGGUCGGUGGAAUGCUAGUAUGAAAGCGGAUUUUCCCGGUUUCUGGGUGGAUUGGGUAUUCGAAGGCGAAGGACUUCAAAGAGGUGAUCGUGUAUUAGAAGUCAACGGAAAAAUCAUUCCAGGGAAAACACGAGAGGAAUUACAAAAGCUGAUGAACACUACCGGAAAGUGUGAGAUAGUAAUUUUAAGAAAGAAAUCUAUACCUUUCUCACAACAGCAACUGCAACAAUCACAAGCAGAUAACGUACGUUUGCAGCAUCGGAUAUCUUACCUGGAAGAGCAGGUUAAAGAAUUGCUAUUAUCGCGCGAUAAUAAUACUGAUAGUGGCAGCUCUCAAGCCAGUAUAAUUAAUGGCAGUGGUGGAGCUCAUGUCACGUCCAUCAGUAUCACCUCACCACCAUCCACGCCUCCCGAUAAUAAGCCCCAAGUUUAUCAACGCGGCUCCUUUGUCACUACGAUAGUUGACGGUAAAGCCGCCAAAACUCCAAUGAACCAAGAUAGUCCAAAGAUAAACCAUGGUCACGUAACUACAACCACAAUCAUAAAAGAAUGUGACAAGAUUAACGGAGAACUUACCAGUGGAAACGUGCUGCGGCAUAAUCUGAGGAAUGCAAUAUCAUCUUCGAAAAUAUCUAUCAACAGUGAUAUGAACAAUAGUACCGUGCUAUAUUAUCAGAAAAAAGAACGUGAUAAACGGGAACGUGAGGCUCGCAGAUUAGAAAGAGAACGAUAUUUGCAGCAGUAUGGUUCAAAAUUACAAAGAAGCAGCAAUGAGGUAGAAAGUGACCCCGAAAGGAGACAUUUGCACUAUCAUAGGAGCCAUGCUCGAAGUGCAGAAUAUCUUAACGUAGCAUCAGAAAAACGAAAACUGGCAAUAGCGAGUGAAUCGUCUAGUUCUCGGCGUGACAUGCGAAGUGUCAAAAGUCUCGAGCUCGAAAGUGACAACAACGAGCAGUACGCUUCGGAACCAACAGGACCAAUUAAAAUUAGACCAGCACCACCAAAGAAGCCACUACGAUUAUCGUUACAGCGAGCUCAAAGUCUUCAAACCGUCGAAGGCAUUUUGAUCGAUGCAGUAGCAGAGAAGAAACGUGGCAUGAAACGAUCUCAUCGCAGCGGUAAAUCGUCCGACAUGUCGUCGCAGUAUAUCGAAAACAGAAUUCCGCUGCAGACAGCAUCGCUCGGCAGGCAAAAGUUCAUUUAAACCUAUUAGUUUGCCAUUUAGUAAACAAAUUGUUUUGCGUACUGAAACUUUGUACUAUCCAACAACGGGCAAUUUUUAUCUGUGUGCAUUAUCAUAGAAUUGCAA
Messenger RNA from Sabethes cyaneus, 2140 nucleotides. RefSeq lists its product as uncharacterized. Lineage: Eukaryota; Metazoa; Arthropoda; Insecta; Diptera; Culicidae. The transcript is spliced from 7 exons. Bases 134 to 2035 code for a protein of 633 amino acids. The record is from RefSeq and is a predicted model, not a curated record. Gene Ontology annotation, molecular function: protein binding.